Sycon ciliatum is the source of this 5143-nucleotide messenger RNA. RefSeq names its product protein diaphanous homolog 1-like. NCBI's taxonomy places the organism in Eukaryota, Metazoa, Porifera, Calcarea, Leucosolenida, Sycettidae. Gene Ontology annotation, cellular component: actin filament. Gene Ontology annotation, molecular function: small GTPase binding; actin binding. Bases 339 to 3608 code for a protein of 1089 amino acids. The record is from RefSeq and is a predicted model, not a curated record. Gene Ontology annotation, biological process: actin cytoskeleton organization; actin filament polymerization. The transcript has 25 exons.
AUUCGGCAGCUCCGCUUGUACGACGGCGUUCCAGCAUCGCUGCUUGCACUGCCCCGUACCGUCCUGCACGGUCCCUUCAGUUGAAGGUCGACAGCAUGCACGGGUGCAUACCCACACGGUAUGACUGACUGACUGCUAUGAUGCCUCCGAACAUCUGGAGGAUGUAAUCAGCAGUUUGAAUGAGACUUUGGAAAGUGAGGCAGGACACGUUCCUUGUUUUACCUGUAGCUGUAGUAAUUCCAACUGAAGGUGAAUGACAACUAGAAUUAUAGAAACUCCGUAGGGAAGGCAGCCUUCGUGCAUUCCUGCACGGCGUAAGCUGCGCUUCGUCCUCGAAAAUGUCUCUCAAUGCACCUGCCAACCCCAAGGCGAAGUGGUCUUGGAAGAAGAGCAAAAAGCAAGAUGAGGAACCGGACCUGGAGGCGGAGUUCCGCACUGUGGAGGGCGAAGAAUUGGAGAACCUGAUGGAGAGAAUGUUUGAUGAUAUGAACUUGACGGAGGAAAUGCGGCGGCCACUCCGAGGUAAAGAUGUAUCCGGGAAGCGGGAAAUGCUUCGCAACUUCCACAAGAGGUCCGGGCCGAACCAAAAGCAUGGUCCGAACUUGCCGGGCGAGUUUGUAGACGCAAUGAAGGCGACGGAAAGACCGGCCCUCAUGCUGGAAUUAGUCACAACGCUGCGCGUAUCGCUUACAAACCGAGCGGUUAGCUGGCUACGGGACUUUUCCGACAAGGGUGGUCUGGAUUUACUGAUGUGUCUGCUCAAGGAGUGCCAAUACGUGCAGUCGAGUGUUCACACUCGCCUGGAGCACGAGUGCGUCCGGUGCCUGAAAGCCUUCAUGAACAACAAGCACGGUCUAAGCCAAGUGCUCGGCGAUGAGAACGGUUUGGCCACGCUGGCGCGGUCGCUGCAUCCCAGCAAGCCGCAGGUGAUGACCGACGUCCUCCGCAUCAUGGCCGCCAUGUCCCUGGUGCCUCCCAGCGGGCAUGACAAAGCCUUGGAAGCCCUCACGUUAGUGGGUGAGUUUCGGGAAAUCGGCCGCUUCUCGGUUCUGAUUGACGCGCUCCGCUUAGACCUGGAGGGCGCGAAAAAUCACUUACUGCAGCUGGCGUGUAUUCAAUUCAUCAACGCCAUCAUCACGACGCCGGACGAUCUGGACUUUCGGAUCCACUUGCGAAACGAAGUGAUUCGAGCUGGACUCGAUGAGGUUCUCGCAGGUCUCCCUGACGAGCCCGGUGAUGAUUUAGCCGUUCAACUGGAGGUGUUUGAGUACCAUCGCGAGGAGGAUGUUAACGAGCUGCAGGUGCGACUCGGUGACAUCCGCGUCGAGUUGGAUGACCCAUAUGAGCUGUUCAGUCGGCUACUGGCGCUGUCUCAGGACACGCCAGCAUAUCCACACUUUCUGUCGCUGCUCCAACACCUCAUUAUGCUGCCGAAUGAGGACAUUGUGCGAGCCCAGUACAUGAUCCUCUUCGAGGAGUUUGUAUCUCAAGUAACCUUAUACCAUGGUGGCAUCCAUCCCGACUUUGGUCUGCGCAAGUUUGAGGUGGACAUCGAUGCCUACCUGGAGACGGCUGUAACGAAGGCGACUGCAGAAGAAGCAAGCAAAAGAGCAGAUACACUCCUAGCUCGGAUGGAGGAGCAUGACACUGCUGCAUUGGAGAAAGAAAAGAAGCUGAAUGUUCAGAUCGCAGAGCUUAAAGCCUCACUGGAAAGAAGCGGCCGACAGCCUGCUCCAGUUGGCACCGCAACAACCGCGGGUACUGCACCCACUGCUGCCGAGCCAACGUCAGCGCCCUCAGCACCAGUUGGAGCGGCAGCACCACCUCCACCACCCCCACCGCCUGGUAUGGCAGGAGCACCAGCACCAGGAGGGGCAGCACCGCCACCACCGCCACCACCACCCGGUGCGGGUGGUGGACCACCUCCGCCCCCGCCUCCGCCCGGCAUGGGUGGCGCUCCACCGCCCCCGCCCCCACCCGGAAUGGGUGGUCCUCCGGGUCCGCCGCCUCCGCCCGGGAUGGGUGGUCCCCCGCCUCCGCCCGGGAUGGGCGGCCCGCCACCUCCGCCUGGAAUGGGUGGUCCAGGCGCUGGUAUUGGUAUUUCAAAGAGAAAGUACGAGCCGAAGGCACAGAUGAAACGACUGAAUUGGACCAAGCUUCAGGCGCGUGCCAUCAAGCCAGACUCGUUCUGGGCCAAGAUCAACGAGGACGACCUGGGAACGGAUAGUUUAUUCGCGUCGCUCACGACGACGUUCGCCUCCAAAGCGCCGAAAAAAGCUGCUGAAAGUGGCGAAGUGGUCGAAAAGCCGGUAAAGAAGGUCAAGGAACUCCGCGUACUGGACGCCAAGUCGGCACAGAAUCUGUCUAUUAUGUUGGGUUCAAUGCGGCUGGAUUAUAAGGUGCUCAAGAACCGUAUUGUCAUUCUCAGUGAUGAGCUAGAGUACUCGACCAUCACCAACUUGAUGAAGUACUUGCCACCGGAUGACCAGAUGAGACAACUGGUUCUCUUCCGCAACUCGUACGACACUUUAUCAGAUUCGGAACAGUUCUGUGUUGUGGUUGGCGUAGUCCCUCGCAUCAGCCAUCGACUAAACUGUAUGUCUAUUCGGCUCAAGUUCGACGAGGACAUAGAUGACGUUUUGCCCGAUAUCGAAUCAGUCAUCUCUGCUUGUGAGGAGCUUCAAUGUCAUUCCUUCCUCAGCGUACUGCAGCUCGUUUUGCUGUUUGGCAACUUCAUGAAUGCCGGAUCUCGCAAUCAGCAGUCGUUUGGUUUUGAGCUGAAUUUCCUGACCAAGCUGAGCAAUACCAAGUCCGUGGACAACUCCAUGAACCUGGUGCACUUCCUGGAGACGACCGUGUCCGAAGAGUACCCCGAAAUGGCCGCGUUUAUAUCGGACCUGAGCCACGUGCAGCAUGCUUCAAAGGUAUCGGAGGAUUCCGUUCAGAAGACACUCGGCACACUGAAGAAGUCUCUAGCGCAGGUCACCGGCGAGAUCAAGGUACACGGCGAGUGCAAAGAUGUCGAAGAGGGGGACAAGUUCCAGGAGCUGAUGAAAAAGUUCAUCGAGGGAGCGGAGACGAGGCUGGCCGUGGCCUCUGAGCGCUUUGAGAAGAUGCGCGAGAUGGUCGAGAAAGUGUCAACGUUCUUCUGCGUCGAUCUCAAGAAGCAGCCAAUUGAGGAGCUGUUCACUGAUGUGCAUGUCUUCAUGGAGAACUUCCAGACUGCCAAGAAAGAGAAUGAGAAGCGUAAGGAGAUGGAGCUGAAGAAGAAGAGACAACAAGAGCUCGAGAAAGAAAAGCAGCGGAAGAAGAAUGCGAAGGUUGCCAAAGUUCAGUUGGUCGACAUCAAUGCAGAGGGUGAUCAGCAAGGUGUGCUUGACGGCCUUAUGGAGGCACUUAGCUCUGGUUCAGCCUUCUCAAAGACUCGCGGCAACCAGGCCAGCGCGCGCAAGAAGCCCCGUGCGUCCAUGCGCAAGAGCACCGUGCACGUGUCAUCGGAGCCUCGCCUCUCCGUGGCCAGUGGCGGCGAUCGCAUCAUCGAGCGUCCGGAGGCCAGCCAGGCCGAGCUGCUGCUGAAGAACCUGAAGGGCUCCAACACCAUGAACUGAUCUCAGCCUGUGUCUGUGUGUGAGCAGGUUUAUUCCCCAGACUGUGCAGUCGCCCACAGUGUGUGUGUGUGUGUGUGUGUGUGUGUGUGUGUGUGUGUGUGUGUGUGUGUGUGUGUGUGUGCGUGUGAAGUAGCCUUGACCCUGCCAGUGCCAUGCUACAGCUCAGGGUAUGGCGUGCACAGCAUGCGCUACAGUCAACAGGAAUGCCCUCUCGCACUCCUAUUUAUUCCAGCCUAGUAGGUCUCGCUCUGCAUGGUGUUUUCCCGAGGUGCGCGGAUGCAGCGUGUUCCAAGAUGUUCUGUCCUUGUCUCAACCCGUACACAUCCCAUGCCUGAUAGUGGUGCUUUGCGUGCAGCCAGUGUACCCACUCAAGCUGGUGAUUUUGUGUAUGUACCAGCAGCGUAUGUCCCGAGCCUCGCGCCUCUGCACACGUGAAUGCCAUUGCACAGUCUUUUUGUUUAGGUAGUACCGCAGGCUGUCCUGAAUCCCCGAUCAUGUUGGUUGAAUUUGCGUUGCUUUGCCCAUCAGUGUGUCUCCGUGCAACACUGAUCAACAACAUAUGCUUGUGCGUUUGCAGCAGCUGCACCCUAGGAACUUCUUCUGCCCUGUUUUCAUCUCGUUGCUGUGUAUUUAGUUGUGGGCUGUUGUAACUGACGUUAGGUGAUUAUGUUGUACGAUGCUGUGACCCAUGUCCGAAGCUUGAUAUCCUUUACUGGACCAACUUUUGCUGGUCUUUCGCUGCGUAUUCGUAUAUUCCAAGUGCACACGGAGUGAGCGCACUUUGUUGCCGAUUGUGCACGUCUUGUACAUAAUGCAUGCCAGUCAGCACCUGGUCUUUCCACUUUUCAUCGUUCUUUUAGCCUCCCCCACUGACCAUACCAGCCGUUACUUCCCCCCCCCCCCCCCCCCCUCACAAUCUGCCCUUUGUGAAGAUCUAUCACAUAAUGCUAUCUACGCAUAUGCUAUCUAUAUAUUAUACAGUAUACUCGACUUCUUCUUCUCUUUCUAGCUUUGAUACCGAUGCAUCUCCCUUUUUUUCUGCUUCCGCUGGUCCUGUUCUCGUCUUUCUUCGCUUCUCAUUUCCCCGGUACCCGCUCUGGUUGCUAGUGUCCGCGCCUAGCGCCUCUCACAUUCCACUUGCGCAUUCGUGAACCUUUAUGUACUUAACCUCGUUCUAGUCAGCAAACUUACACACACGCCGUGCGCGCCGCCAUAUCGAGGCGACACACUCUCCUGUGUGUGUGUGUGUGUGUGUGUGUGUGUGUGUGUGCUCUGCAUUCACUCAUUUAUUUUUGUAUAGAACCAUGCACGCAGUGUAGAGCCAUGUGUGUGCUUCAUAAUUAUUAUGCCUAACACACUAACACUACUUUGACUGCUUUGUUUUGUUUGUGUAGUCGUCUCACACAGUAUUAUGGCGCCUUUCUCAGUUUUGCUCCUUUCUCUUUCUAUGAGAAGUAUGUGUAGUUGAUUACUUGAAGCUCUAGUUCUGUUUGGUUUUUUUGCUCUCCGCUGGGCUAUAAAUCUGGAAUCCCUGA